Molecule: messenger RNA, 2195 nt
Organism: Menidia menidia (Atlantic silverside)
Lineage: Eukaryota; Metazoa; Chordata; Actinopteri; Atheriniformes; Atherinopsidae
Source: the annotation of a GenBank genome assembly
GAAGAUUUGGAGUGUAUUUUUCUUUCUUUUAGUUUCUUUUUUUAGUUUCUCGAUUGGCAUAAAGAAUAGAAUACUAAUUUAAUCCACACACAGAAGAAACCUGACAAGUGCAGGAUGCAGGUACCCCAUGUUUUUACUGAUUUAUUAAGAUUGACCAAAAUGAGGGGAACAGAAACUAGACUGUCAUGUAAAGACAAAGUCAUCUGCACAGAAUAUUUCCUGAUAAGUCAGUAGCAGACUCUGAGAACAGUGGCAACAUUAUCACACACUAAACAGAAACUCCUGUUAAACUUGAACAUCAACAUGUUUAUGUGUUUUGCUCAGAAGCAGGCAGGCACAGGUAAUCAAAUCAAGAUGGUGUUUGAUAAUUUGUUUUUUGCCUUGCAGGAUGAUGCAGCUGAACUGUUUUCAGUGAGAAUAAACUGGACCACAAAAACCAAAGACUGGCUGAGGCUGUUAAAAUAAGGAUACUUUUGAUUGCCAGUGAAGUAGGAAAACUGUUCCUUUGGUGCCAACAUGUCGGACAUUGUGAUCAACUUGUGCUCCUCGGAUGACGCCUCUCGGGUAAUACGUCCAGCAACGGACAAGAACAAGAAGAAGAAAAAAAAGAUGUUUCGUAAAAAGAUGCAACAAUUAAAGGCCAAGGGCUACCUGAGGGGUAAACAAAACGGCACCUACCAACGGGGACACCUCACAGGGAACCCAACCCAACGUCAGAAUGGGUCUCUCACAAAGAACCCCCCCGCUGCAGCACCAACCGGAAGUUCACCUCACCUGACGCACUGCAGCUCCAGAGCAACGGCGUCCACGCCUUCACAGCCUUCAGUGUCCGGCCUCUGUCACGGCAAAGGCAGCCACGGAAAGCCAAAGGCGGCAGCCGCUGACCACAGGCCCGCGGUGUCGAGCAGCCACAGGCCCCCGACAUCCACAGGAGACCCCAACAAGUUCCUGGCCAUUGACUGUGAAAUGGUGGGUUCGGGUCCAAAAGGCAGCGUCAACCAACUGGCGCGCUGCAGCAUCGUGUCCUAUGAGGGGGAUGUGGUGUAUGAUAAGUUCAUCAAACCCCCCAUGCCCGUGACCGACUACCGCACACGGUGGAGCGGCAUUCGGCCCAGGGACCUCCUCGUGGCCACGCCGUUCUCAGAAGCCAGGAAGGAGAUCCUGAAGCUGCUCAUGGGGAAGGUGAUUAUUGGCCACGCCAUCCACAAUGACUUCAAGGCCCUAAGUUACAGUCACCCCAACAUCUUGACCAGGGACACCUCCCGAAUCCCUCUGCUCAACCUGAAGGCCGGCUUCAAUGCCAGUGAGUGUGCAUCACUGAAGAGACUCACCAAAGCCAUUUUCAACCGUGACAUCCAGACUGGGAGGAAAGGCCACUCUUCUGUGGAGGACGCUAAAGCCACCAUGGAGCUUUACAAAGUGGUGGAAGUGGAGUGGGAGAGGACUCUAGUCUCCAGAUCAAUGGCCAGUUAGUGGCAAGUUUGAGGAGACAGCGCAAAAAUAAACACAGACGUGUUUGACCUUUUAAAAAAAAACGUCACAGUUCAAGGCCGCUACUGAGAAUUUCCACGUUGGAUCAACUGUGCCGUUGAUACGAGGACUCCAGAUGCCGAGGCUCUAAUGGAACAAACUAGCAUUCAGGAAGAUGGACAACAUUUUUUGACUUAUUCCUUUUUGGGUUUUUGCAGAAAAAAUAUUUACACAUCUACAGAGCAUCCAUUUUUGUUGAAACAUAAUGGAAGAGGCGUUUAAAACCGCUUGAUUUUUACAGCAUAUUUUCUACAUUUGUAACAUGAAAAGAUUUUGUUAUUGGAGGUGAAAUGUUUCUUACCACUUGAGGGCAGCCUCGUUUUUCCAGCGGCGAAUGAACAUGGUUCAAAUGUUUUAGAUGCUGAAUAAACAUUGGAUGAAGACAUAACAAGGCAGAUCAUCGUGAGCAAACCAUAUGCUCUAUCUCAUCUUCUAACUGAUGAGGGAAAGAGAACAUAUUAAAUGGAAUUUAAUACUUCAAAACAUGCUGAAAUUAAAAUACUUUAAGGGAAAACCAUUUCACGGUAUUGUCAUUUUGUUAACCGCAUAAUUACUUAAUUAGUGACAUUAUUGAGGCUGAUGGCAAGAAAGAUUUAAAAAAUAUUUUUGACUAAUCCGUAGUUUAAAGAUGUUAUUGCUAUUUUUUUUUAAAGAAAUGCAGCUUC